AGAACAUCCUUCUCCCUACACCUCUUUUCUCUCUCAAAACCCUAAACCCUCUACUAGGUUGUCGUGCGGCCAACUCGUGCGGCGGCCAGCCUUGUUACGUGCUACCCAAAGGCGUAACAUCUGGUGCUCUCAUUCGUCGAUCUCCAUGUCUUCCGCCGAUCAACCCCAUUCCUCUUUGACGUUAAACGACGUCAUGCAUGCUAUUGAAGAGCUCGGCAAGGACUUGCAGGCAACGAAAUCUCGUGUCGCAGAAUUGGCGGAUUCCAGACGCCAUGCGUUCGGGGAAAAUCAGCGCCCUUUUUCCGCCGGCCACUCCGGGUGGCAGCCCCCAGCAUCCCGGACGACACCACCUACCUUGGAUCCGGCACCACGCAUGCGGGUCGAUGCCCCCCGUUUUAGUGGUGAGGACCCUACCGGUUGGAUUUUCCGAGUUCAAAAAUAUUUCGACUAUUUUCUCACCCCGGAACUGGAACGUUGGCAUUUGGUGGCUAUGUUAAUCGACCACCCGGCAUCGGAAUGGUUUCACUACUAUCAGGCCAACAAUCCUAUGGCAACAUGGCCGGAAUUUUUGGAUGCCGUACAACAGCGAUUUGAUCCUACAUAUUAUGAGAAUUAUGUAGGACUCUUAUCCAAACUGACACAAACGACGACAGUGCUGGCGUAUCAAUCUGAGUUCGAGACCAUCCUCAAUAAGGUCUCUGGUGUGCCCGAGCCGACGUUAAUUGCGAUGUAUAUCGCCGGUCUCAAGCAACCCAUUCGGCGAGAGGUGAACCUGCGCAACCCUACUACGCUCCCCAUUACUUUUGCUCUAGCAAGGGAGCUUUCGGCUUGUUAUUUGGAGGCGGCAGGAUCUGCAGGCAGAGAGUUUCGUCGUCCAUGGUCGUCGCGACCACCUGUCCCAUCCUCGGCAGGUCUGCUCCCCACCCCGGCUUCCUCGACUCGCCCUCCUCCGGUGCUUCCCUCUGGGCACAACAGCGAACCCACACCAAGACUGCCAGUGGUACGUCUCACCAACGCCGAGAAAACCGAACGUACGAAGAAGGGUCUGUGUUGGUAUUGUGACGAAAAAUGGAUCCCCGGUCACAAUUGUAAACAUCGGUUUUUGCUCUUAAUGGGACCAGAUGACGACGACGACGAGCAGGUGGACUGCCCGAAUAACCCCAGCAGUGACGACCUCAUUACGGCGGAUAUUUCUAGCAUGCACGCCCUAGCAGGAAGCCCAAAUCCGCGUGCUUUAAAGGUGGCAGGUACGGUGAAUGGGUCGGCAGUUCAGGUGCUCCUGGACAGUGGGAGUACCCAUAAUUUCAUCCACCCGGGAGUGGCGGAACGUCUUCAAUUGGUCCUCGAUCCAGUAACAUCCUUUCGUGUAUACGUCGGCAACGGUGAUUCUCUCCGGUGCGCCUAUGCUUGCCCCCAAACGGCUGUUUCGUUGCAAGGCCAUGAAUUCCUUAUUGAUUUAUAUCUUCUGGAGAUUCAUGGCACCGACAUGGUUCUUGGGGUUCAAUGGUUGCAGACGUUGGGCAAGGUGUCCCACGAUUAUGCUCAAAUGACGAUGGAAUUUGUGUGGCAAGGCAAACCCAUCACCUUACAGGGCGACACUAUCCCUCCCCGGCCGAUGUCUUAUGGGCAAUUCUGUACCAUGGUGGCCUCGUCUACGUCGUGGGCUCUAUAUGAAUUGAUUGUUUCGCAAGCUGAGAAGGCACCGCCCGAUGAGACGGUCAUGGAAGUUUCGGACGAUGUUCCAGCGUCGCUUCGGGCCAUUCUCCUUGAGCACGCUGGAGUUUUUGGCUUGCCCACUGGAUUACCACCGGCACGUGAUUGGGAUCAUCGUAUUCAUUUGGUGGCUGCCGGCCUACUCCAACCUUUGCCAAUUCCGGACCGGGUUUGGGAUUCGGCUUCUAUGGACUUCAUAACCGGCCUGCCCACAUCGCAAGGAUUCACUGCUAUUAUGGUCGUGGUGGAUAGGCUAAGCAAAUAUGCUCACUUCGGGCCCUUGCCGACAGGUCAUCAUGAGGGAAUUGGCAUGUCCCCCUUCAAGGCUCUUUAUGGUAGGGAUCCACCGCUGCUAUUUUCCACUCUCUCUGUUCGAGCACGCACACCGGAAGUCGAGGCGGUCUUGCAAGAACGGGCUGAUUUGCUAAAUGAUUUGAAAGCUCACUUGUCGAAAAUGCAGAACCGUAUGCGGGCCAAAGCAAAUAAGCACCGUAGAGACGUCUCCUUCGCCGUGGGUGACCGAGUGUUGCUCAAACUCCAGCCUUAUCGACAACACUCAGCGGGGCGUCCCCUCUCUGCUAAGUUGGGGCGUCGCUACUACGGCCCUUUCAAAAUUCUUGAGCGUGUUGGAUCAGUGGAUUAUCGCUUUCGUUUACCAGAAGGGUGCCGUAUCCACGAUGUCUUUCAUGUGUCUCUUCUCCGCCCAUUUGUUAGUCGGCCAGACAGUGCUCCUAAUCCUACAUUGCCAGAUAGCUUCUUUAAGGGUCGGCCCAUAUCUGUCCCUGUUACAGCCCUUCAAAGUCGCAUGAUUUUGGUGGAUGGCACCCCACAACACCAAUGGCUGAUUCGGUGGUCGGACGAUGCCGACGGGGGUUUAACGUGGGAACCAGUAGAGGCUCUGUUGCGCCACUUUCCGAAUCUUCGCCUUGAGGACAAGGCGGACGUUAACCCGGGGGGAGUUGUUACGGGUGAUACGAAUAAAGCCCAAGGCCUUUGGUGUUCGCCCCGGGUUCGCCUCGUUCAGGCGUACCCCGCAGGUGCUUCCUUGCAGCCCGGUGGGGCUGCAAUAAUGCUGAUGCAAACUAUAAAAAUAAAAUUAUAAAGGGAACAUUGCAUCUAAAAAGAUCCACUCGCUUAAUAUUCGAGGAAGCUCCCAAACUUUUCGGUUCUUUACCUCGAUGCUUUUUUUUGAACCGACAGGUUAGAUAAUUAAUUAAUUAGGGUUAGGGAA
Molecule: messenger RNA, 2944 nt
Organism: Cuscuta campestris
Lineage: Eukaryota; Viridiplantae; Streptophyta; Magnoliopsida; Solanales; Convolvulaceae
Source: the annotation of a GenBank genome assembly